AUGACCAUCUCCGCCCCCGUUCUCGACAAGGCCGACCCCAAGUCUGAGAAGCUCUACCCGUUCCACCUCCCCUUCACUGAGGACUGGAGCGAGCAGAAGGAGCUCUUCGGUAGCGGUACCAUGAUGCUCGCUGGUUCCGGCAUGUUCAUGCGCAACCCGCUCAUCGUCUGGACCUCGAUGAUCAUGGCCGUUCAGGCGUUCGUCACCCAGGAGCCUCUCCGUCGCAAGGAGGAUGCCAGCUCGCCUCUCGCUAUGCUUGGUAUGGCCGCGUCCGGUAUGAUCGCGACCUCGAUGGGCAAGGUUCUCCUUGCUCCCGAGGCCCAGGGUGCUGCCGCUGCCGCUGCUGAGGCGACCAUUUCGGCCGUCACUGGCGCUUAG
This is a messenger RNA of Apiotrichum porosum, 378 nucleotides long. RefSeq lists its product as uncharacterized. NCBI's taxonomy places the organism in Eukaryota, Fungi, Basidiomycota, Tremellomycetes, Trichosporonales, Trichosporonaceae. The transcript is spliced from 4 exons. Bases 1 to 378 code for a protein of 125 amino acids. The record is from RefSeq and is a predicted model, not a curated record.